UGAAACAUCAAUGACCUGAAGCUUAUAAAAUAACUUGGGAGAGGCCAGGCACCAAGACAGGCAUCAGGAAUUGGAUGAUUUUGCAUGUGGAAACUGCUUUCAUCUUGACUUAAAAGGUCCCUGGAUACCCUCCCCGGCCCAAGAUGGUGACGAUGCUGUUGCUGCUUUCUGCGCUGGCCAGCCUUUUGAGUACGGCAGAGGGACAAGCGUACCAUCUGGGGCAGUGCCCGACCCCUCCGGUGCAGGAGAACUUUGACGUGAAUAAGUAUCUUGGAAGAUGGUAUGAAAUCGAGAAGAUCCCAGUGAGCUUUGAGAAAGGAAGCUGCAUCCAAGCCAACUACUCACUCAUGGGCAAUGGAAACAUCAAAGUAGUAAACCAGGAGCUGAGUGCUGACGGAACUGUGAAUCAAAUUGAAGGAGAAGCCACCCAGGCCAACCUCUCAGAGCCCGCCAAGUUGGGAGUUAAGUUUUUCUGGUUUAUGCCCUCGGCACCGUACUGGGUCCUGGCCACCGACUACGAGAACUACGCCCUCGUGUACUCCUGCACCACGAUCAUCUGGCUCUUUCACAUGGACCAUGUCUGGAUCUUGGGGAGAAACCCUUACCUCCCUCCAGAAACAGUGUCCUACCUAAAAGAUAUCCUGACUUCGAAUGACAUCGACAUUGAGAAGAUGACGGUCACGGAUCAGGCCAACUGCCCCGAGUUCCUGUAAGGAGGCGCUAAGGAGGCUGCGCCCACUCCAUGCUAUUUCCGUGGCUUUGCUUUGCCCCUCCCACCCCUCAUAAAGACACACCAGCCCACCACAGGACACUGCGAAUUCCGGGAUGGCGGUUUGAGUGCAGAAGCCAAUGGAGGGGGAUCCAGGAAGGUGGGCCCAAACACUCCACCGUGCCCACUCUUGUCUCCUUGCCGGCCUAAUAAUAAACUCAUCGCUGACCUGCUGUGCUCACAGUGGAUGACAUAUUGGGUUAGUGUGGGGGUUUACCUUUAAGCUUAUGCUGAGAAAUGCUUAAACAGUUAUGUUGAAAAAAACUAAGCACUGAACUGCCCUAGUUUAAAAUAACAGUUUUCUCUCUGGAAGGGUAAACGGAUGGCAAAGGCAUAUUCCAGGUCACCUGAGUCCAGGUGGCCAGGACCUGCAGCUAGUGCUUCUUCAGAGGGAAUUCUUAGGGGUGUUUGAGUCUCGAAGUUUCCAUGAAGCUUUUACUUUCCCAUCAGGAGGUCUUGAGAGUCAGGCUGAAGAAUGAGGCCUUCUUGGGGUCUGUGCAAGGGAAAAGAAAAUCUAUGAGGGAGGUAAUCUGAGGAUUUUAUUAUUAUUAUUAUUAUUAUUAUUAUUAUUAUUCAGCCAGUAUUUACUGAGGCCCAACUGCCUUCCAGGCAUUGAAAAAUACAGACUCCACUGUAUUCAUACUGAGAAAACUCAUUUCGUAUGCUGUAAUAAUAUAGAGUGAUUAAAUGUAAAAGUAAUUAUGAUAAUAAUAGUAAUAAUAAAAGAAGACCGAACAUACAAAUAUUAGGAGCCUCUAAAGAAUAAAACCAAACCAAAAGAACAGGAUAAAUAAAAUUAUAAAAGAAAGAAAAGUCCCUGUCCUCCCACAGAAGCUCACGUUGGUGAGGGAGACAGAUACCAUCAGAAUGUAAGAGAGGAGUGUGAAGGGACAGGCACGUGAAUGUCCUGAAUGUCGUGAGGACUCCAGGAAUGUCCUGACCCCUGAGAGACACAGGCACCCACAGGACUGCAGUCAUACCUCCGGGCAUUCCAACUUUCCUGUUACGAGAACCACCUCGAGUCAGGGACCACCUUGAGUUCUUGCUACGUCCUGGUUUUGCUUUAUGUUGUAACUUUUAAAAUCAGAAAGAUCUCAGAAUUAUCACCCAACAAUUUUGCUUAGCUCACAUAACCUUCAUAAUUUGCUAAUGUUUCGGGAAAUAAAUAAAAAAUUAAGCCAU
Molecule: messenger RNA, 1951 nt
Organism: Tupaia belangeri chinensis (Chinese tree shrew)
Lineage: Eukaryota; Metazoa; Chordata; Mammalia; Scandentia; Tupaiidae
Gene: APOD
Product: apolipoprotein D
Exons: 5
Coding region: 144-713 (189 amino acids)
Biological process (GO): response to reactive oxygen species; lipid metabolic process; tissue regeneration
Cellular component (GO): cytoplasm
Molecular function (GO): cholesterol binding
Source: RefSeq, a predicted model, not a curated record